Molecule: messenger RNA, 2652 nt
Organism: Verruconis gallopava
Lineage: Eukaryota; Fungi; Ascomycota; Dothideomycetes; Venturiales; Sympoventuriaceae
Exons: 3
Coding region: 1-2652 (883 amino acids)
Biological process (GO): chloride transport; transmembrane transport
Cellular component (GO): membrane; Golgi apparatus; early endosome
Molecular function (GO): voltage-gated chloride channel activity
Source: RefSeq, a predicted model, not a curated record
AUGUCAAGCUCAUUUCAGCGCAUCAACGAAUAUGCGCACGCUGAGGCGUCGUCUAGCCACAGCAGUUCAGCGCGACAACCACAUGUUGAGGAUGGAGUGAGUGACGACGAGGCAGACUUGCUGGGGGACGAUCCAUUGCAUGAGGAUUUGGGAGCCAACAUUUCUUUCAAGCGCAAGAUUUACAAGCCUUCGAUAACAACUUCUGGUUUUCAUCUUCCGCGCUUCCUCCAGCGUGAUGCAGCCUCCUCAUCUUCGAGCCAGUCUGUAAAGCAUCCGCCUAAAAUUCUCAAUGCAAAUUCAAACACGCACGGCUAUAGGAGGCAAUGGCUAAACAAUGGCAACGCCUUGCCUUCCUUCGAUGCCCUCGACGUAAAGGACAGCACGACGGACUGGUACACCGAGGGGCCCGGCCGAAGAGUGGGCUACGACGACUUGACGGCAAUAGAUUGGAUCUUCGAGUAUGCUAAAGAACGGCAGCGUCUCCGUGUGCUAAACUCUUCCGCGACGGGUCUGGUCGGACAAAUUCGCCAGUUUGCCGACCGAAGUCAGAUCUGGAUUGUGCUUAUCGCGACAGGCAUAGCGGCCGGUCUUGUGGCAGCUUUCAUUGAUGUAGCAAGCGAUUGGCUGGCUGACUUGAAAGGUGGUGUCUGCCAGAAUGUGGAGCAUGGUGGCAGAUUCUACCUUAACCAGGCAUUCUGUUGUUGGGGCGCAGAUCGACUAGAGCAGUGCGUCGACUGGCGCAACUGGGGCACUGUGCUUGGCGUGAAGUCUGCGGGUGCCGUGUACAUUGUUGGAUACAUAUUUUUCCUGAUUCUUAGUGUGCUGUUCGCCGCAUGUGCUAGUAUACUGGUCAAGGACUAUGCGCCGUACGCAAAACACUCUGGCAUUCCUGAGAUCAAGACUGUGCUUGGAGGUUUUGUGAUCAGGAGAUUCAUGGGAGGAUGGACGCUGGUCAUCAAAAGUCUGGGACUUUGUCUAGCGGUCGCCAGUGGAUUGUGGCUGGGAAAGGAAGGGCCUUUGGUCCAUGUUGCUUGCUGUUGUGCGAAUCUCUUUGUGAAAGGCUUCAAAGAUAUCAACACAAAUGAAGCACGAAAACGAGAGGUCCUUUCCGCGGCAGCAGCGGCUGGAAUCUCAGUUGCCUUCGGCUCACCAGUUGGCGGGGUGCUAUUCAGCCUGGAACAACUGUCCUACUACUUCCCAGACAAGACAAUGUGGCAGUCCUUCGUGUGCGCUAUGGUUGCUGCGGUAACUCUUCAGGCGUUCAACCCCUUCCGCACCGGAAAGCUGGUUUUAUUCCAAGUCACGUAUCACAGUGGCUGGCAUGGCUUUGAGAUGGUGCCAUUCGCUCUAUUAGGAGUACUUGGUGGCCUAUAUGGAGGCUUGUUCAUCAAGUUGAACAUGAAAGUUGCUGAAUGGCGACGAGACAAACCAUUCUUUAAAGGACCUGUGGCUGAGGUCGUUGCAGUGGCCUUCGUUACAGCCUUGAUCAACUAUCCAAUUAAGUUCAUGCGAGCCCAAGCAUCUGAGCUCGUCUAUACACUCUUCGCUGAAUGUGUCGAUUUAAACGAGGAUCAGCUGGGCCUAUGCAAAUCCGGUCGGGCCAACACUGGGGUUAUGGCUUUGCUCAUCAUCGCUGCUGUACUUGGCUUCUUUCUUGCUUCCAUUACAUUCGGUUUACAAAUACCGGCGGGUAUCAUCCUACCGUCACUCGCAAUAGGGGCACUAUACGGUCGAGCCGUUGGCCUCAUUCUUGAGGUUUGGCAAGCAACACACCCCGAUUGGAUCGCUUUUCGCAACUGCGAACCAGACAUACCGUGUAUUACGCCUGGUACCUACGCCAUUGUUGGUGCUGCCUCGGCUCUAGCAGGCACAUCUCGCAUGACCGUCUCAAUCGUAGUGAUCAUGUUUGAGCUCACAGGCGCGCUGACUUACGUUCUCCCCAUCAUGAUUGCUGUUAUGAUCGGUAAAUGGGUUGGCGAUGCUAUUGAGGAGAAGAGUAUUUACGAGGCCUGGAUCCAGUUCAACGGCUACCCAUUCCUCGAUAACCGGGACGACAAUGCAGCGUCUGUUCCUGACAUACCAGCAAGCCAAAUAUACACACGCAUUGAGGACUUGGUGGUCAUUACAGCCACUGGACACACGAUACAGUCAUUGAAAGACCUCCUGAGAAACUACACCUAUCGCGGCUUCCCUGUAAUAAAUGCGCCAUCCUCUGCAAUUCUUCUUGGAUAUAUAUCUCGCACUGAGCUUGCUUAUGCUCUUGACUCUGCACUACAUGCCCCAAGAAAUCUCAGCCCUGAUGCCGAAACAUUUUUCUCACAUCAGCCUAUGGCUGACCCUAAUAUCACCCUUGACUUGAGGCCAUGGAUGGAUCAAACACCAAUUACACUCAAUGCUAAGGCAACCUUUCAGCUGACUGUAAACAUGAUUCAGAGACUGGGAUUGAGAUAUGUUCUCUUCGUAGAAAGAGGAGCCCUCAAAGGCCUUUUAACGAAGAAAGAUAUCUGGCUGUGCGUGACAAAGGAAUCUGGGAAAAUUGAGGAGAUCGUGGAAAGGGAAGCUCGCAGGGGAGUCGAAAAUGAAGACUCUGCGGGGCUUUUAGACGACGAAAGCCCGGUGGAUUUGAGAGACGAGCGGAAUGGUUCAUCCUGA